UACCACAUCCUGGUUGAGCCAAGACACUCAAGCAGACCCUGCCGAUGGAGGAACAUCUGCGCGAGUCUCUCCAUUGCAGCUCCUCGCGCAGCACCUCGAAGACCACCUGAACCUGCGGGGUCACCGUCAUCAUGGUGGGUUACUGUCCCAUUUGCGGGAAGCCAGUCUACUUCGGUGAGAAGAAGAGAUCAUUGGGCCGUGACUACCAUCCGCUCUGUUUGAAGUGCCAUCAUUGUAAUCGACAGCUGACUCCAGGCCAGCAUGCAGAGCACGACGAGAAGCCCUACUGCAUCCACUGCUACAUGAAGCAGUUCGGACCCAGAGGAAACAGGCCGCUGUCGCAUCCCUGCAACUCAGCUGCAUCAUAGGACAUGAAACCAGACCUGCAGCUGGUCGCACGAGGACCUCCGGUACGAGAACCCAGCGCAGCCACGGUUUGACAGCUUUGGCACGGAGGCGGACUGACUCGGGGCGGAGCGAGGGGGAAGUGGAGGGAAGCGAUGAGAGCUUCGGUUGUCCGGAGGAGAAACUCGCACCCUGCGGCGACGGGGAAACGGUCUCCGGUACACGGUGUGCCAUGUGACCCCGCUCAACCUCAGCGCUUUCACUCAGUCGACACGCACACCUCCACGGGUGCCAAUCCCGAAAUAAUGACACAUCUCAGAAUUCCUCGUCCAACACCAAUUUUUAAAAAUCUAUCAAA
Scleropages formosus (Asian bonytongue) is the source of this 703-nucleotide messenger RNA. Its product is annotated as cysteine-rich protein 3. Lineage: Eukaryota; Metazoa; Chordata; Actinopteri; Osteoglossiformes; Osteoglossidae. The record is from RefSeq and is a predicted model, not a curated record. Gene Ontology annotation, molecular function: zinc ion binding. Bases 132 to 368 code for a protein of 78 amino acids. The transcript has 4 exons. Gene Ontology annotation, biological process: regulation of gene expression; intrinsic apoptotic signaling pathway in response to DNA damage.